Molecule: messenger RNA, 1124 nt
Organism: Sesamum indicum (sesame)
Lineage: Eukaryota; Viridiplantae; Streptophyta; Magnoliopsida; Lamiales; Pedaliaceae
Product: NEP1-interacting protein-like 1
Source: RefSeq, a predicted model, not a curated record
CACUGGUUUAUGUAGAGCUAUCUGAUUCGUUGAGAGCGUCUUUUCCGCCAUUAGAGUCUGCAUUCGUACGCGCACAACAAUCCCUUAAAUUUUCGCAGAGAUGUUGAUCUGUUGUCGAGUAACCAAGAUGUGGGCUUCCACCAUUUCGUCUUGGGUUUGCAGAGAACUCAGCGGUUCUCAAUCUGGGUUCCUCCUCGGGCUGCUCAAGAAAUUUGCUGUAGCUCUACUUACUUGCGUUUUUGCUUUAGGUGGGGCUACCGUAGGAGUGAUUAGCGGAGCAAUCAAAGGGCAGACCACGGAAACCGGUCUUCUGCGAGGGUUUGGUGUUGGGGCAGUGGCUGGGGCCGUUACAGGCGUCCAAUUGAUGGAACUCAUUUUAAACGGAGAGCCAUUUUCCAAGGUUGCAUUAAUAUGUAGUUUGGUAAAUGGGAAGAUAUUUAUGGAAUGGGUGAGCCCUGCAGUGUUAAAGGCUUACCAAUGGCAGAUUAGCACUGUGGAAACAGGUUUGAGGGAGAUUUCUGAUAUUUUUGAGGUCAAUACCAUGAGGGGAUUAUCUCACGAAACAAUCCAGGGGUUGCCAACUUUUGAGUUUUCCAGAGCAGAGACUGCUCUGUCAUGUUCUGAUACAUGUUGCACCAUUUGCUUACAGGACUUCAAGAAUGGAGAAUGUACAAGGUUACUGCCAAGUUGUCGGCAUUUCUUCCACCUGCACUGCAUAGAUGAAUGGCUUACCCGGCAAGCUAGCUGCCCAAUAUGCAGAAAGGAUGUCUAAUGGCAAUCAGAAGAAGAAAAAAGUGGAAAACAUCCCAGUCCUAAGCCAACAUUAUAAGAGCAUAAUAUAGACAAAAUUGGCGGAGGCAUUGGCAAUUCAUGAACGUGACAGCUUUGGAGUUUUAAGCUAUCCUAGUUAUGGUUCCAAGCACAAUUUGCCAUCUCUUAGUAUGGAUGAAUGAACUUGUAACAGCUUAUAUAUGUGUCCAUAAAGAAAGGAGAGCUUUGUUGUAUAUGAAAGAUAUCAAAUUUAUCUAUGCAUUUGAUGAGUAUAUUUCUUACAUGUUUGGGAUUCCAUGUAAUUAGUGUUUGUUGUUAAGCACCAACCCCAUAUUAAUUUUCAGACCAUUACC